Messenger RNA from Vigna unguiculata (cowpea), 1736 nucleotides. RefSeq names its product soyasapogenol B glucuronide galactosyltransferase-like. NCBI's taxonomy places the organism in Eukaryota, Viridiplantae, Streptophyta, Magnoliopsida, Fabales, Fabaceae. Gene Ontology annotation, molecular function: UDP-glucosyltransferase activity. The record is from RefSeq and is a predicted model, not a curated record.
UUAUCCAUUGUAUAUAUAAAGAGAAAAGAAACACAGAAGCAUAUAUAAAACGAUAAUUCUCCAUUACAGAUCCAUAACCAUGGGGUCCUAUGAGGUCAAAGGUGAAGCUGAAACAAUGCUGAAGGCUAUUUUUGUUCCCUUCAUCUCAACCAGUCACCUGAUUCCGGUGGUGGACAUGGCGAGGCUCUUCGCCAUGCACGGCGUGGAUGUGACGAUAAUCACCACACCGGCAAACGCCGCCGUUUUCCAAAGCUCCGUCGACCGUGAUUCUAGCCGUGGCCGCCCCAUCCGAACCCACGUGGUGAAGUUCCCGCAAGUCCCUGGUUUGCCAGAAGGUGUUGAAACCAUCAACGCCGACACUCCUCAACCCUUGACGAUGAAAAUCAGCCAGGCACUGUCCAUUCUGCAAGGCCAAUACCAGGAACUCUUCCGUGUUAUGCAACCUGAUUUCAUUGUCACCGACAUGUUCUACCCGUGGAGUGCUGAUGCAGCCGCUGAACUUGGAAUUCCAAGGCUCGUUUAUGUCGGGGCGAGUUACUUUUCUCACUGUGCAAUGAACUGCGUGGAAGAGUUUGCGCCUCACGCCAAGGUAGAUUCCGAUGGUGAGAUUUUUGAACUUCCUGGGUUGCCCGACAAGGUGGAGAUGACACGAUUGCAGUUACCGGAUUGGCUUAGAGCACCAACGCCAUAUACCUAUUUAAAGAAGAUGAUUAAAGAAUCAGAGAAAAAAAGCUACGGGUCACUGUUCAAGAGCUUUUACGAGUUUGAGGGAGCUUACGAGGAGCAUUACAAGAGAGUGAUGGGUACCAAGAGUUGGAGUAUAGGACCAGUUUCGUUGUGGGUGAACCAAGAUGAGUCGGAUAAGGCUGGUAGAGGGCAUGCAAAAGAAGGAGAAGGAAGAGGAAAAGACGAAGAGUUGAUGAAAUGGCUUGAUUCGAAGAAAGAGAACUCUGUUUUGUAUGUGAGUUUUGGGAGCAUGAACAAGUUCCCUACCGCACAGCUUGUCGAAAUAGCGCACGCACUUGAAGAUUGUGGACACGAUUUCAUAUGGGUGGUGAGGAAAAGCGAUGAUGGGGCAAGGGGUUUUCUGGAGGAAUAUGAAAAGAGGGUGAAAGAAAGUAACAAAGGGUAUCUGAUAUGGGGUUGGGCGCCACAACUUGUUAUACUGGACCAUCGUGCAACUGGGGCAGUGGUGACUCACUGUGGGAUGAACACUGUGUUUGAAAGUGUGAUUGCAGGGUUGCCAUUGGUGGCUUGGCCUUUGUUUUCGGAGCAGUUUUUCAACGAGAAGUUGGUGGUGGAUGUGUUGAAAAUUGGAGUUUCGGUUGGAGCAAAAGAAUGGCGAAACUUGAAUGAUUUUGGGAGUGAAACAGUGAAGAGGGAGGAGAUAGGAAAAGCGAUUGGUUUGGUGAUGGGUGGAGAAGAGUGUGAAGAAAUGAGAAGGAGAGUGAAAGUGCUGAGUGAUGAGGCAAAGAAAGCGAUUCAGAGUGGUGGCACUUCUCACAACAAUUUGAAGGAACUUAUUGAAGAACUCAAGUCACUCAAACUUCAAAAGGAUAUAUAAUACCAAAUUUAGUUGAGAAAUACCCUUCGAAAGCUUCAAAAGCCGCGUGGAAGAUGUUACAUGGUGUAAGAGUUAUCAGCUUUUAUUUAUUUUUAAUGUAUGAUCAGCUUGGGAGAAUAAUUAAGCUAUGGUAAUUAGUUUUCACUUUUGAUCAAUUCUAUGUUUAGUUUAA